GCACUGCGCAUGCUCCUUCCUUUCCAGCGUUCGAGCCUCUUGCCGCCGCCACGGUAAGGCCUCGCUCUGGCCGCCCCAUCUUCCUCGCAUCGCUUCCAUCCUGCGCCUGGUCGGCCCGGCUCCUCACUUUGCUACGCCUGGGCGCCUUGCUCUUCCUCCCUGCCCGGCUCGUUUUGGCCGGAGGGGAGUCGGAGAUGGAAAACGGGGCAUGGAUGCGGGGCGGGGAUUGGGUGCCCGGCUGGAAGGCGGCAGUUUGUUAAGCCAGGCCGCGGCUCCUCUAGAGUUGAAGUAGGAGUGCGUGUGGGCUUGGGAGACUUAACACUAGCUUAGCCCUCGCGCCCGUCUCCCUCGAGGAGCACGUGCAUGGUAUAUAAUAAGUCGAUCGUAAAAUUGAAGUUGUGUGUCCGUGAACGUGUUCUGCAAAGAAGCAAAGCAGGGAGUGGUGAGAGGUCGUUUUAGGGCUUUAAAUGAAGACAGCUAGGCUAAUGAUAAAAAUGGGGGCUUUGCUAGGGAAGCUUUUAUUUGAAACUAUCUUAAUAGCCUGAUACUAUAUGCAUAGUUAUUUGGCAGAAAGUCACAUUGAGUUGAAUGGGGUAAAUAAGUGUACAGUAUCUAAGAUUACAGCUUUCAAGUCAAAAGUUCUCACUAUCGUCAAACUUGAUGCUUGCUGUAAUGGUUAGUGGAGGCUGCAUUGAGCACCGGUUGUUUAUAUGAAACUUGCUUUUCUGAGUAUUCUGCACGGAUGUUGCCAGAGAAAGUCAGUGCAAAGGGUCCCAUGUUCAAUUCAUAUCAAUAUUUUAAAGAAUCGGGUGGUAGAUGAUGAAUAGAGAGAAUACUUUCUGAUGAGUAGGGUUACUUCCUGAGACACUUAAGAGAUGAUGCUACAGGGCUAAAUGGACAAAGUCUGAUUUGGUAUAAGGCAGGUCUUGUCUAGCAUUGCUUAAAAUUGAGGUAUACAACAUUUUAAUGCAAGCUUAAUAUGCACCUUUUCUUUCAUACUCUUCAGCUUCCAACAGAGCAGUAAAAUAAUGUGCUGGGUUACUUUGUACCAUUUUCUUGAGAACGUGUCUGUGUGUGUGUGUGUGAACUUUGAACUAAAAAAGGGGCGGCUCUUUAAAAUUGAAUCUAUAUUUUCCUACAGAUGUUGAUGCCUAAAAAAAACCGCAUUGCCAUCUACGAACUCCUUUUUAAGGAGGGAGUGAUGGUAGCUAAGAAAGAUGUUCAUAUGCCUAAACACCCAGAACUGGCAGACAAAAAUGUGCCCAACCUCCAUGUCAUGAAAGCAAUGCAGGUAAGGCACUGGCUUUCAACUGGUAUGUUGCACCCUGACGUUAAGUGAGUUGCACCAGUGGUAGCAUAGCCAACAUUUUCUGAAUGUUGUUCAUCUUUAAAAAAAUAACUCUAACCAUUCCAGGUCAAGGCUUCUGUGCUUCUAAUAGUUGCAUAGAAGAAGUGAGUGCAGGAAGUGCAACUUUCACCUCCCUGAAAGAUCUUUGCAGUAAAUAAUUUUAAAUUGGGUCCUGUGUUGCCAAUUGGAAUUAAAAGUGAGUUCUGGAUCUGAAAAGGUUGAAAGCUAGGCUAGUAAGGUAGGGAACCCUAAAGGUGCCUAAGAGUUUUAUUAACAUAGUGGUAGGAAGAAAGGGAAUACCAAAUACUUGCCAUAUUUUACAGAACACUUACAUAAACAUCUGCAAUCUCAUUAUACAACAUAAUCCAUCUUUUAAAACUGGCGAUGAUUCGUUCCCCUCUCCCCAUCCCUAACGAUGAGCUUCCUCUGGCCUUUGCCACUAAUGUUUGCAUGUAGAGUUCAAGAUGUAGAAAGUUGUUAGUGUUAAUUAACGUUAUUAAGAAUUGCUGUGAACAAAUAAGUAUUAACGAUAAUUAUAACUAGACUUAUAUCUUCUUAGUCGCUGAAAUCUCGUGGUUAUGUGAAGGAGCAGUUUGCAUGGAGGCAUUUCUACUGGUAUUUGACCAAUGAGGGCAUCCAGUACUUGAGGGACUAUCUCCAUCUGCCGCCUGAAAUUGUGCCUGCCACCUUGCGUCGCAGUCGUCCUGAAACUGGGCGACCCCGGCCAAAAGGUAAGCUUUAAUUUACAUUACUUGCUUGGAUUUGCUGUUGACAUAGCGUCCAGAAUUGCUUUCCUUGGAUGAAGCAUUUUGGCAAAAGCACUUGGAUUUGUGAACGUGAUUCUCACAAAGUCCUCUAGAUCUGAAGACUAGGACACAAACAUUUAAGUAUUUCUGCUGGGAUGUGCCUUCAACUAUGUGAAUGCACCCUUACGGAAGGACAAGUGUCUGAUAGGUUGCAGGUACUAUGAGUUCAACUUGUACAAAUUACUAGGCCAUUGACUUUAGGAAUCAGCAUUGUUGAGUUGGAAGGGACCCCAAAGGCCAUCUAAUCCAAUCCCCUGCAAUGCAGGAACGGAACAGUUUAUUGCAUUCAUUUGUAUUUUGCUAACUAAGGCUCCUUACCACUAUUCAUUUCUACAUCCAAGACAGCUAUAUUUUAUUGGAGCUAAAUUAAGGGAGCACAGUGUUAAGAAGCCUGACUUUGCCAAAUAUAUUUCAGGGCUGGAAAUGGAGGUGUUUCAUUAUCCUUGUAGGUGUGAAUCUAUUGGAGACAUUGUAUCUUUGGUCAUAUAAGCACGGUCAUAAGAAUGAUACUGGUCAGACUGCUAACUUUUGUUUUGCCUUGAAGAGAAAAUAAUUUAAACUUGCCACAUCAAGGCCAUGUACAGUUUUGAACUGUGACACAUUCAGCAGAGUUCUGUUUGAAUUUAUUUCCUAUGGUUUUUACACAUGCUUUGCACUCUCAUGUUGACAUAUUGAAUAAGCUUACAGGCAGUUGUAUACAGUCAUACCUUGGAAGUCGAACAGAAUCUGUUCCAGAAGUCUGUUUGACUUCCAAAAUGUUCAGAAACCAAAGUGCAGCUUCUGAUUGGCUGCAGGAAGCUCCUGCAGCCAAUCAGAAGCUGCGGAAGCCCUGUUUAACGUUUGGGUUCCAAAGAAUGUUUGCAAACCGAACACUCCUGGGUUUGCGGCGCUUGGGAGCCAAAACGUCUUAAGUACCAAGGCGUUCAGGAUCCAAGGUACGACUUUACUUGAUUAGGUGAUUCUUACAUAUUUGAUAGUGCAUUCAGUUAUUAGCGGAGUGUUGCUGCUAUAGAUUCGUCUGUCACAAUAGCAUAGGUCUCUUGGAUCUGUUUUCAGGUUCAUCCAGCUGUAAGCCCAACCAUGUACAGAAUUUUGAUCAUGACCGAUACCCAAUAGAUGAAAAUCUAGUCUGGUUUUAAAUGUACAAGGGAGGCAGCUGCUUGGGAUACAACAGCCAUGUACUGCCUGCUUUAUGACAAGUGGCUUUGUGUGUAUCAACUUACCUUGCCAAUAGAGAAUUCACUGUAAGUUUAGCAUUCAACGCUACCAGGAAUUCAGGCCCACGGGUUGAAGGCAGUGACGGUUGCUCAUUCCUCAAAUGCUUAGAUCAUAGUGAAGGUGAUUGUUCUGUUUUUAUCCACCUUCUUUCUAGUACAUCUCAUUUCAUUCUCAGUUGUAGCCUUAAAGUAGUGCAUUGAGUUGCCAAAUUGUGUUGCUCAAGUCUACUUGGUGAGUUGCAUGUUUUGGUAGUUUGAAGCAUAGACCUCCAUUGAACUGAAAGACGAUUUUUUCCCCAAAAUGGUUAAGAGUGGUCCAAAUGGUUUAGCUUUCAGCUGAACUGUUAGAAAAAUAGCACUUUUCAAGGGAGAAAUGUAUUUGGCAUUUUUGAAGUCCUUUACCUUGUAAUAAAAAUGUUCUAUCAACACACUGGUACACAAUGUGGUUAAUAAAUACUACUGACUUAAUUUUAAAUAAUAUAUACGUUUUUGAAGAACAGCUUAAAACCCUAUGACUGUUAAGCUGAAAGCUUCUUGAUUGAUUUGUCCUGUUUUUGCCUUUUCAGGUUUGGAGGGUGAGCGUCCUGCUCGCCUUACACGGGGAGAGGCUGACAGGGACACCUACAGACGCAGUGCUGCUCCUCGUAAGUGUUUAAAACAAGAGGUUAACUGGUCUCUGCCAUUGUUUUCUUGUACAUUUACCUAGCUUUUCAUUUAUUUAAAAUGAGAUAGUAUUGAAGUUUGGAGGAAAUACGGCACGUAUUGGCUAGCCUUGGGAACCAGCCAAAACGUGGUUGCUGGUACCUAGGAACCUUCCCCUAUUGGGAGUUGGACAGUCUCUGAAUAUGAGCGCAUGAGCAACACAGCCCUAAUCCUGGGCUUUUGCGAUAAUCCCUCCAGUUGUGCUUUGGAGUUGCGCUAAGAUAAAAAGUGAAGUGUGACAUAAUGGUGCAAUUCCCCUCUGCUUAUAUUCUAAACUGGUGGGAAGGUUGGCUGGGCUUGUCAAGCUUCCCAGAGUAGGAAAGGGAUGCUGCCAGGGCAAGAGCAUUUGUAGGGCAGGAAUAUUGUAUUUAUGCAAUCAACUUGCAUAAGUAACGUAUGCCUAAAUAAUAUCAUGACUGUUAGCAUUCUGGUGCUUUAAAAAUGCUUUCAAAGAUUAUAGAUACCUCUCUACGUGGUACUCCUUGUCUUGAAUAACGUGGAGUGUUUUUUCUUCUCAGCUGGUGCUGACAAGAAGGCAGAGGCUGGAGCUGGGUCAGCUACUGAAUUUCAGUUUGUAAGUAUAUAUAGAAUAUUUAAUUUUAUGCAAAGGAUUAACAUGUAAGCGCCUCUGACCAAAAUCAGACACUUUCAUAUCUUCCUUGUUGAGUUGGCAACAGUAUUGCAGGCACAAUUACAUGUAUUUCAGGCUUCUGUUUAUAUUGCUGGGGUAAUAAUAUGGAUGGCACAUGCUAAUAAAGCUAUCUUCUGAGUCCAAUAUGAAUUCUAAAACAGCAUAGGGUGAUGAUGAUUAGGCAGCACAGACUCCAGGCAAACUGUAGUCAUGGGCAGCUAGUCCCACAUAAUAACCCAGAAGCAGGCACAUGUCCCCAUUCCAUUGAAAAAUGCAUCUGGCUAGUUUGGGGUCACCAAUGCAGAUAGAAAUGGGGAGCCAAAUAUUCAUGGGCAGUAAGUGCAGGUGUCUUCCCAUGUGAGAAUCUCUCUUGCUAGAGUUGCUUGAUUAGACAAUGGGGACAGCUGCUAUUUUUGCAAAUAACAUAUUUAAUGAAUAAUAAAAGAUAGCAAAAUGUUGCCAGUGUAAAUCUGGGAUUAAUAUUGAGCUACCUAACUUUCUCCCAAGGUUUUUCAUUUGUUGGUUUUUUACAUUGUCACGUUGCACCUUGUAAACUCUUUAUUUCCUGACCCAACACAAUUUUAUUUAUGGCAAAUUGAUCCCUAUGCAGUAUGCAUGCCCUGCCAGAUAAAUGCUGGUGUUUUUCAACUACUUGAUAGCUUAAAUGCAUUGCUAUGCAGUGUAUUCACUUGUCCAAUUUGGUGUAGAAAUUUUGAUAACACUUGACCUAGGCUCUCAUUGACUAGAAUAAUUGAACUUGUGUCUGAGCUACAGCUUGCCUGCUUUUCACCUGCAUGCUCUCCAGGCCUUCUUUAUAGAUAAGUGCCUUUGAAUGGCCUUCUUGUUCAUAUAAAUGAUGUUUUGUUGCACUUUGGCCCCCAUUUUGCCUAUCUUAGAAUUCAGGUAACUUCUGUUAUUUUUAGCAGUGAGAAGAGGCAGUGAUGAAUCAUGCCAGUGAAUGAAAUGUGUUGUAGUUGUGGGUGCACUGAUAAUGUUUUCUUUUUCUUUUUUUGAUUUACAGAGAGGUGGCUUUGGGCGUGGACGUGGUCAACCACCUCAGUAGAAAUCUAUUGCUGUUUGGUUGCAUCUUGUGUAUAAUAAAUAGGUGAAAAAUGCACUUUGUAGCUUUGAAUCAUUUAAUUAUGAAGCUCAGUGGGUGAAAUAUUGCUUGUUUUAAAAUGUGGAGGAUAAACCCCAAAACAUAAUAGGAAUGAUGUGUAAGAUGACAUGUGGUAUCUUGACUAUUUACUUUAAAAGACAGAUAUCAAAUCCUUGUGGCUCUUUCUAAGACUCCUAACUUGAAGAAAAUGGGAAAGGAUUUCUUGAUGUCAGAGGGAUGAAGCAUUAAUUGUUGGUAUACUUAUCUUCCUUAUCUUAUGGCCAUUCUUCCCUGAUUAUAUUCCCCAUCUAACUCCAUGUUAUCCUCUUUGCCUCUAGAUGCAAUCAUCAUUAUCUUGCCUCCUGAAAUUUGAUUAAGUUGUGCAGAAUGAAUUGAAAUUUUAUAUGCAAUUUGUUCUGGCCUUAAAUUUCAGGCUUGCAUAGUUCACAACUUCGUGGAUUGAUGUGCCACUAGCAGUCAAUGUAAUCAUAGUUGGGCAUCAUUGUCCCACAAAAAGUAAAAGCAGUCAUUAACACUAUUUCUUGCUUGACCUUGGUCCUGUUAGGGGGGGAAAUCAUUAGAAAAAGUCAAACAGUUUAAUGGGACAUACUUCUAGGUAUGUUUUGUGCAUAGGAUUGCUGUAUUGGCUUUAUAGUUUUUUUAAAAGCUUUGAUUAACAGGACAGGCUGCUAUAUUUAGCAAGCUUGUGAUUCAAUCAACCGAGCAUAAAAAGCUUUGCUACAGUAUUGGGAUGUAUUUGUAAUUGGGGGUUGUUGGAAGUAUAGUCUCUCCUGUCCCUGAGGCUUGGUUCCAUCCAUUAAACUCCACAAAGGCUCACAAUCUCCACUUUACUGAUGGAGAACUGAAACUGAGAUAGUGGACCAAGCAUUUGCCAGUAACAACCAUUUGGAGAGAACUGGAAGAAAAAGUGAGCAGCGAAUAUAUGAAACCUUUUCUACUUAUGAAUUAGAAGUGUAAGGUACUAUAGAAUGCAGUUCUUAAAUAAGGUUGCCAAAGAUCUAGGCAGUAUAUAGUUUCACCAGUAGAUGCUGAACAAUGUGAAAGUAGGGUAUGAUUUUUUUUAUAUAUAAAAUAAGUAUAGCUGAGUUACGGCGUUUAGCAUGCCAACCAUGUUUGCCUCUUACUAUUUAAUACCCAUUUUACAUAGAAGAGUGUUUGCUGUUGUAAAGCUGGAGGAAAUUGGUCUAGUGUCCAAUACAGUGGUACUUGUACUUGUGAACACGAUCAGUUCUGGGGUGCCGUUCGUACCCGAGAAGUCCGCAACUAGAGCGGCGCUUCUGCACAAGCACAUAGCGCGAUAGAGUGCUUCUGUGUAUGCAUGCACAAUGAAGGGUUUGCUGCAUUCGCAAGCCGAAAAGACAAUAUGAACGUAACACAACAUGAGGUAUGACUAUACUGGGCAGUCCUUUACAUGCUUCUUGCGUAUAUCUCGAGAACCAUGAUGCCAUUGGUGCUAAUGACUUGCUUUUUGCACAGUGUGGUGGUGAUACCCUGCUUAUAGGUGCUACUUUGUUCUGGGCUCUUUAGAAGUCUGGAGACAUUAUUGGAAAUCCCCAGCUUUCCUUUUUGGUGUGACUUCUUCUGAUAUAAGGUGUUAAGGCGGAAUGAGAUCUCUGAAGACCAUGCUCUCAGCCCGUCUGUUAUUUUAACAUUUAUAUUUCACAUUUCCUCCAAGAAAUUCAAUGUGGUGUACAUGGUUCUCCUCCCUAUUUUAUUCUCAUAGCAACCCCGUGAAGGAUAGGUUAGGUUGAGAGACAGUGUCAGGAUAAUAUGCUUGUGAAAGAUAGGCUUAAGUAUGUGAGUAAUGACCAGGGUUUUAGGACAGUAACAAAUUGACAGUUGUGCAUUGAGUACAGAAUUUGGUGUCUUGAAGAAAUUUGCAUUGUGAUUUUAAAGGAUUAGAUAGAGGUUCCAGUGGUGAGGCAGGAUUCUUCUGCUCUGCAUAAUUCCUGGUCCCUUCUCAAGACUUGCAAAAGCAGAAUAAAUCACACAAUGCAUACAGUAUAUACCAGGGUGGGAAAUGUAAGGUCAUGGGGCCAUAUGCAGCCCUCCAGGCCUCUAUUGGGAAUCUUCCCAGGUCACGCCCCACUUUCGCAGACCACAUGUUAAGCUGCCUGAUUAGAAUGUGUCCUUAAACAUGCCUCUUGCUUGUCUGCGUGAAGAAUGAAAAUAUGCAUAUGUGUAGAAAUCUGACUUGUGUUGCUGGAAUAUCUGCUUCUUUGACCCACACACUUUUUCUGUUCACCCUGUCCACACUUGCAUGUAGCCCCUAGAAGUUGCCCAUGAAGGAAUGUGGCUCUUGAAAAAGGUUUUCCAUCUCUGAUUCACACAUACACCUACCUCCCAGAAUUCAGCUCUUGACACUCUCCAACUUGCACAGAGCAUAAUGGCUCUGCAUGUUAACUUUUCUGUGGUUGGUAAUGUUGUGCUCCAACUCAAUAGAUUUUAUUCUUUUCCAGCUUCAUUACUGAAAUGCAAUUAAACACAAUAUGAACGAGGCUAUAACAAGAAGUACAAAUAUAUCAGCAGGCAAACAUGGUUUAAUGUUUUCUCUCUGCAUUUUGUAUUAGGGCUAGUCAAAAUACACAGUGAGAUGCAACUGUUUUCAGAUUUGUGUUGCUAGUUUUGAAAAUGUGCUCCCUGCUUAGAUUGGGAAAGCUGGCAUGCUUUCUAGUACUAGGCAAUGAGAUGGAUGUCCAGAGGGCAUUUCUUUUGCUGCUUUGUCAGUGACAGUCUGGUGGUUUUAAGAUUUUUUUCUAAAUCUCAAAACGGUUUGAGCUUUUUGUGCUCAUGGAAUUGUCUACUGAAUCAAUAUUGGGCUAAAUAUAUAUUGUGUGGAUUGCAUACUGUGGCAUAAUGCUCCAUUAGGAAGUGUUUCCACCCAUCUCAGGAUGUCACUGAGUUGCACUAGAUAAACCCACACCUAGCAUGAUCUGAGGCAAAUGAAAACAUCCCCCACUUCCCGCAACACAACAUUGAUCUCCAGUUAUUUUCAGAACAAGAUGAGGGCCCAUCCUAUGCACUGGGUCUGCUUUCCAUUAGGAAAUGCUUCUCCCCCAGCUGGUACCUGGGCUUGUGGCCCAAAAGCCAGCUGGAGAUAGACUUCAGAGGCAUCCUUAUCCAUUAAUGGAAUCAUAAUCUGGAAAUUACUUUGUUGGUGACAGCAACAGUGAGUUUUCCACAUUAUUUACAAGAACAGUCACAGUACUAAAUUGAAUCCCUGUUGGUGGGUUCAAUUUGUAGACUCAGUAUUUUCACAUCUCUUUUCCCCCAAAGGGACAUGUGUUAGUGUGUUUCAAAAAGUUUUUGGUGCUUAUUUCAAAUUUAGGGGAUAUCUUGUACCUCCCAAGUUUUCUGCCCUGUCCUGGGUAACAUAGGGCUUCAUAGUAUUCGACAGUCUUUCCUUUACUCUUGGAUCCUCAAGGAGGUGGCCUUUAAGAAAUUUUACAAGGACUUCAGUAGCUUUCAUUUCCCCAGCAGUUCACACAAGAGAUUUAAUUUUUGGACAUCUCAUUUGCAUUCCUUUACCAAGUAGAAUACAGUGGUACCUCGGGUUAAGUACUUAAUUCGUUCCGGAGGUCUGUUCUUAACCUGAAGCCUCCUGCUGCUGCUGUGCCGUCGAAGUACGAUUUCUGUUCUUAUCCUGAAGCAAAGUUCUUAACCUGAAGCACUAUUUCUGGGUUAGCAGAGUCUGUAACCUGAAGUGUAUGUAACCUGAAGCGUAUGUAACCUGAAGUAUAUGUAACCCGAGGUACCACUGUACACCACAGGAUCCGUUGGGCUACAAUACAAUCUCUACACUCCAACUGCAUGUAUUUUUCUUUCCUGGACAAGGCCUUAAACUUGAACUCCUCCCACCCAAGUACUCUUAAAGCUACGCUGAAUGAAAUUCAGUGAAAAUGAAUUUCAAUGAAAUAAAGGAACAGACUGACAAAGCCAGAUGAACCUAGGAGCUGCCUGCAACAGAACAGUCCUGAAGAGGUGACAGAACACCAUUAAUCGCCUAUAGCUUUCAGCUAAAAAGAUUCUGACAUCGGGAGCUCAUUCUGUAUAAAUUACAGGUUUUGGGUAGUAGCAUUCUCACACACUCCCUUAAUAUAAGGUCAGGGUGGGGAACCUUUUUCAGCUUGAAGCCCGCAUUCUCUUCUACAUAAACCCUUUUAUAUCCUCAAUCCAGGCAAGCAAGACAUCAAAGUUAAAGGAGAAAUUCAAGCAAGCCAAAAACUUGAGUGUGUGAAGCAGGGCUGUAGCUUGGGGAAGAGAUACCGACAGAGAGGCCUGGGCUGCAUUUGUUGACCCCCACACCCAGUCUGAGGUUCCCUACUGAUGUAGGAGCUGGGCAUUUUUUGUUACUUAACUUACUUUUUAAUUGUAUACUGUUUUAAGCUAUUUGUAUGCUGCUCAGAUAUUUCAUAUGGUGGAAAGGCUGAUAACAGUCUUGCAAAAUAAAUCCGUUAGUCAUACCACCAGGGACUUGCCUUCCAGUGUGAAAUGCCACAUCAUCUACCAAUAAUGACCUUUUGCUUUCCUCACAAGUUACAAAACAGGUUAAGCUCUCUGAAAAAGAAUGGACACAGUAGUAAUGUUCAGCUACCGGGGGGACAUACUUAGGGUGGCUAGGGCACACUCAUGUCAUGGGUGCUGUUUUAAUUCAGUAAUUCCUUCAAUGGGAAGUUCUAGUAUGAAAUUAUUGAAUUAGGAUUUCAGUAAAUCUAUUCAGUUUUAUUCUGUUUUUAAUGUUUUGUUGAAAGCUGCCCAGAGUGGCUGGGGAAACCCAGCCAGAUGGGUUGGGUAGAAAUAGCAAAUUAUUAACUAUUAUUAUUCUUGCCCUAUUGUAGAUUACUGUUACUACCAGCUACUGUUGUUGUGACUGGAUCACACUAGUCUUGUAGUAUACAUCUGGGUUUUGUGUAGAAAUGCCACUUGAUUGGGAGAAAGGCUCAUAAAUUGUGGAACUUUCUUCCAAGUAAAUCCAUGUAUUAGUCUUUAAAGGUACACAAGCACACAAUAGAAGUAUUGUGGUAUAACAUACAUAGGUGACCUGAAAUAGUCUCGCUGUCAUUCAAAGGCAGCACUGCCUUUACAUUGUGGUCAGCUAAAUAUAAUUCUUAGUGCAAAAGUCUAUUCUUACUUUACAUUUCCCCUUUUGGUUGCAGCGUAUACAUGUAUCAUCACUCUAGAUAUAGUCUAGGAUUUUAGUCAUCAGUUAUAAGUGCAAUUGUUUUGGCUGAUGUUGUAGUUUAUUCUUUAGAAUUCUUUGAGUUUCCCUAACAAGGUUAGCUGCUGUUCAGAUAACAUAGGUAUUAUUAAUGCUACUCAUUUUGAACUUGUGCUUUAUGAAGUCAACAAGAGGAACUGACACUUAUAGGGCAUAGGUAGUCAGCCCCUCUGGCAUGCAUGGACACUCAAUGCUAUGCUUUUGACUGAAAAGUAAAAACAGGUUUAAUAGCGAAAUGGAGGGUAUGCACAGGCUUCCCAUUUAAUAUAACAGCAUGAUGCAGUGUCAGCAUAUCAUGAAGGCAGGAGGAAGAAACACAGCUUUUACCUCCUAUGCUAUGGGAAUCCCUUCAGGUUUGGACAUUGUGUCCACAGUGGACUGGCAGAAGAUCUCUUAUUUCUGAUUUAUAUGGAUGCCUACAACAAAGAAAGGCUGCAAUCUCACAUACACUGAACCUAGGAGUAAAUCCCAUUUUCUUUAAAUAGGGCUUCAGGGUUGACACACAUAGGAUUUCACUGUAAGCCAUCAGUAUGUUAAUGACACUCAGUUCUAUAGCUCCAUAACAUCUGAAUCAAGAGAACUUGUGUAGGUCCUGGACUAGUGCCUGGGUGCAGGGUGGGCUUGAAUCCUGUCAGGAUGAAGGUGCUAUUCAGAAAGUGGCCAGCUGCUUGCCCUGGAUGGAGUUGUAUUUCCCCUGAAGUAACAGGUAUGCAGCCUUGUCAGUUGAGGCCCAGCUGGCCUUAGUGGCUAGGAAUGCCUUCGGCUCGUAUGACAAUUGCACCAGUUGUGGGAUAGCUUAACCACAGUAGUAGUAGACAGGAACUAGAUUUACUGCACAAUGCUGCAGCCCAAUUACUGACAGGACUAAGUCCCCCUUCCACACCUGCUUAGAGAGCUACCUUGAACUGAACAGCUUGGGACCAGUUUACGAAGGAUUGCCUUACCACAUAAGUGUCCAUUUUGAUCUGUGGAAGUGAUACAUUUUGAUAAAUGUAUCUACCUGCUUUUAAAGUUCUGAGUUUGUUGGUAUUAGGUAUUUUUUGUAUUGCUUCAAGUAAACAGCUUAAGAGGUUUUUGUUGAUUAAGCGAUAUAUAAACCGUGUUAAAUAAUAAAUAAUGAAAUGUUUGCAUGCUAGACAGUACAUAAAAUCUGUACUUUUAACAUGGGGCCAUUGUGUCCACUUACGUUUGGGGGGCCUUUUUAACCUAUAAAGCCUUAUGUGACUCAAGGACCACCUCUCACCAAAACCAGGCUGGACCUCAGAACCAACAUGGACCUUGCAAUCAUCAUCUGGGCCCUUCCUCAUGUGCUCCCUCCUCAGGAACUCCAUAGGGUGGCAACAUGAGAAUAGGACUGUUCAGUGGUGGUAAUCCACUUGUGGAAUGCUCUCUCUGGGAGGCUUGCCUGGUGCCAUUAAUACAUAGCUUUAAGUGCUAGGCAAAAGCAUUUCUUUUCACCAGGCCUUUGGCUCUGGCCCAACUGCACUGGCUACCAAUUAGUUUCCGGGCCAAAUUCAAAGUGCUGGUUUUGACCUAUAAAGCCUUAAAUGCUUCAGGACUGCAAAAUCUCAAGGCCCACCUCUCUGCAUAUUAACUGACCUAGACCCUGCAAUAAUAAUCUGAGGCCCUUCUUCAUGUGCCUCCUCUGUGAAGUCUGGAGGGUGGCAACACGAGAACGGGCCUUUUCUGUGGUGGCUCCCCAUUUGUGCAAUGCUCUCCCCAGGGUGGCUUGCCUGAUGCCUUUGUUAUACAUCUUUAGGCGUCAGGUGAAAACAUUCCUCUUCUUCCAGGCCUUUGGCUAAUUAAACAAUCUAUGGCCUUUUAAAUUGUGUGUAGGGUGGGAUUUUUUUUGUUAUAGUAUGUUUGUAUUUUUAUAUUGUAAACUGCCCUGUGGUUUUCAAAUAAAGGGUGGUAUAGGUAUUUAAUUAUCACCUGUAGCCUCCUUGAGUGGAUGGGAUGUUUUAAUCCUGCCUUUUAAAAAUAGGAUUCUCUUUUAGAUUUGUCUUUGGUUUUCUUUUAUACCAGUUUUAAUGUGUUUGUUUAUAUAUUGAGUUACCUUGGUAAAAAUUAACCAAAAAAUAUAUUAAAUACUACUGAUGAUAUAACUCAUUAUUAUUAUUAUUAACUGAGGGUUUAAAAUAUCUUGCAGAUAUAAUUGUAAAAACAUUGUCAAUGUUUUUAAUUUUUAUUUUAUUACUGUUUUGUUUGCUGCCUUGGGCUCUUUUGGGAAGACAGAUGGGAUAAAAAUGUACUAAUGCAAGAAAACAAUAAUGACAUCUGCACACCUUAAGAAAAUAAAGAUAAACUGGUAAUAAUACC
This is a messenger RNA of Podarcis lilfordi (Lilford's wall lizard), 13361 nucleotides long. Lineage: Eukaryota; Metazoa; Chordata; Lepidosauria; Squamata; Lacertidae. The record is from the annotation of a GenBank genome assembly.